Molecule: messenger RNA, 2166 nt
Organism: Aspergillus terreus NIH2624
Lineage: Eukaryota; Fungi; Ascomycota; Eurotiomycetes; Eurotiales; Aspergillaceae
Product: glutamine-dependent NAD(+) synthetase
Exons: 16
Coding region: 1-2166 (721 amino acids)
Biological process (GO): NAD+ biosynthetic process
Cellular component (GO): cytoplasm
Molecular function (GO): glutaminase activity; ATP binding; NAD+ synthase (glutamine-hydrolyzing) activity
Source: RefSeq, a predicted model, not a curated record
AUGGGUCACCUUGUUACUCUGGCGACAUGUUCGCUCAACCAGUGGGCCCUGGACUUCGAGGGAAAUGCUGAGCGUAUCAUUGAGAGCAUUCGUCAAGCAAAAGCUGCCGGGGCCACUCUACGUGUCGGGCCUGAGCUCGAAAUAACUGGAUAUGGAGUUCUGGAUGGAUUCCAUGAGGGAGAUACCUUCCUGCACUCGUGGGAAAUGCUUGCCCGUAUUAUCGACCACCCUGAUUGCCAGGAUAUUGUGGUUGAUACAGGUGUUAACCUCAUGUCAGGUGGCGUCAUCUUUUACAACCGCAAGAUUAUCCUGAUCCGCCCUAAGAUGUGGCUUGCCAAUGAUGGAAACUACAGAGAAAUGCGCUACUUCACUCCUUGGCAGCGUCCUCAGGAGAUUGAGGAUUACUAUUUGGAGCAGAUAGUGGGCAAAAUCACCGGCCAGUACAAGGUUCCUUUUGGUGAUGCAGUGAUAAGCACAAGAGACACCUGUCUGGGCUUGGAGACAUGCGAAGAACUGUUCACUCCUGAUGGGCCGCACAUUCCCUAUGGCCUUGCAGGUGUGGAAAUCUUUUCAAACUCCUCCGGAAGCCACCACGAACUGAGGAAACUCGAUACGAGAAUCAACUUGAUCACGCAGGCGACCAAAUUGAGCGGAGGAAUCUACCUAUACGCUAACCAACAGGGAUGCGAUGGUGAUAGACUGUACUACGAUGGCUGCGCGAUGAUUGUGGUCAACGGCAAUAUUGUGGCCCAGGGCUCGCAGUUUUCCCUCAAUGACGUAGAAGUCGUCACUGCCACUGUUGAUAUCGAAGAGGUCCGGACGCAUCGCUCUAGCUCUAGCCGGAAUAUGCAGGCUGCUAAACAGUCUCCAUUUGUUCGUCUGGACUUAGACGUGAGACUGUCGAGACAAGAUAGAGAGGCGGAUCCAGGCCUUGCUCCAUCUGACACUAUCUCGCCGCGCUAUCAUGCACCAGAGGAGGAGAUUGCUCUUGGACCCGCCUGUUGGCUCUGGGACUACCUCCGGAGAAGCGGUGCUGCCGGAUACUUCGUCCCGCUAAGUGGCGGUAUCGAUAGCUGUGCUACAGCAGUUAUCGUUCACUCAAUGUGCAGGGAAGUUAUCAAAGCCGUCUCUCAAGGGAAUGAGCAGGUUAUCAAGGAUGUCCGAAGGCUUUGCGCUGAGCCACCAGAUUCGAAGUGGCUGCCUUCUACUAGUCAAGAAGUUUGCAACCGCAUCUUUCACACUAGCUUCAUGGGCACGCAGAACUCUAGUAAGGAGACGCGGCAGCGGGCUAAAGCACUGUCCACCGAUAUUGGGUCCUACCACAUUGACUUCAAUUUCGACACGGUCGUGACCGCUAUCACGAAUCUAUUCACUGUGGUCACCAACUUCCAGCCCAAGUUCAAGGUUCACGGCGGCAGCCGAGCUGAGAACCAAGCACUGCAGAACAUUCAGGCGCGACUGCGAAUGGUUCUUGCGUACUUGUUUGCAUCUUUGUUGCCAACAGUUCGCCAGCGGCCAGGAGGUGGCGGACUGCUGGUCUUAGGCUCUUCAAAUGUGGAUGAAUGUGUCAAGCAUUCCACUGACAUUCAUGACAGCUUGCGUGGCUACUUGACCAAAUAUGAUGCCAGCAGUGCAGAUCUGAACCCCAUCGGGUCGAUCAGUAAGGUCGAUUUGAAGAAAUUCAUCGCAUGGGCCGAGGUCAAUUUCGAUCUUCCCGUGCUGCACGAGUUCUUAGACGCCACUCCGACGGCCGAGCUGGAGCCCAUCACGGCCACGUACGUCCAGUCGGAUGAAGCUGAUAUGGGAGUGACUUAUAAGGAACUCGGCACAUUCGGUUACUUGAGAAAGGUGGCGCGCCUUGGCCCUUGGUCUAUGUACGAACGUCUCCUCCAUCUCUGGGGUAAUGAGUAUAGUCCGAGAGAGAUCUACGAAAAGACUAGACAUUUCUUCUACAAUUACAGCAUCAACAGACACAAGAUGACUGUUCUCACUCCGUCUUACCACGCAGAACAGUACAGUCCCGAAGACAACAGACACGAUCUUCGGCAGUUCUUGUAUCCCCCUUUUACUUGGGCUUAUAGCAAGAUGGAGGAAAGUGUGAAGUAUUGGGAGUCAAAGGGAUGGACUGCGGGAAAGGCGCAGAAGAAGAACGUCAAGGCUGAUUAG